Aspergillus luchuensis is the source of this 1161-nucleotide messenger RNA. Its product is annotated as cytochrome P450. Gene Ontology annotation, molecular function: iron ion binding; monooxygenase activity; heme binding. Bases 1 to 1161 code for a protein of 386 amino acids. The transcript has a single exon. Lineage: Eukaryota; Fungi; Ascomycota; Eurotiomycetes; Eurotiales; Aspergillaceae. The record is from RefSeq and is a predicted model, not a curated record. Gene Ontology annotation, biological process: ergosterol biosynthetic process.
AUGGAACAAAAGAAAUUCAUCAAGUUUGGCCUCACACAAGCGGCUCUCGAGUCACACGUCCAGCUGAUUGAAAAGGAGACACUCGACUAUCUCCGGGACUCUCCACGGUUCAACGGCGCGAGUGGAGUCAUUGAUAUUCCUGCUGCCAUGGCUGAGAUUACAAUCUAUACUGCUGGACGCGCGUUGCAGGGCGAGGAGGUCCGCAAGAAGCUCACUGCAGAGUUCGCUGAACUGUACCACGAUCUAGACAAGGGGUUCAGCCCCAUCAACUUUAUGCUCCCCUGGGCUCCGUUGCCGCACAACCGGAAGCGUGAUGCUGCUCAUGCUCGGAUGAGGGAGAUAUACACGGACAUCAUCAACGAACGGCGCAAGAACCCCGACGAGGAGAAGUCCGACAUGAUCUGGAACCUGAUGCAUUGCACCUACAAGAAUGGACAGCCAGUACCGGACAAAGAGAUUGCCCACAUGAUGAUCACACUGUUGAUGGCAGGGCAACACUCUUCUUCCUCAAUCAGCUCUUGGAUCAUGUUGCGACUAGCCUCUGAGCCUCAAGUGCUUGAAGAGCUCUACCAAGAACAGUUGGCCAGCCUCAGUAACAGGAGCGGGGUCUUCGAGCCGCUGCAGUACCAGGACCUUGACAAGCUGCCACUCCUCCAGAGUGUCAUCAAGGAGACCCUACGGAUCCACUCGUCCAUCCACUCGAUCAUGCGCAAGGUGAAGAACCCGCUACCAGUACCUGGCACAUCUUACGUUAUCCCCGAAGACCGUGUUCUACUCGCCUCGCCAGGCGUAACAGCGCUUAGUGAUGAAUACUUCCCCAACGCAACCCGGUGGGAUCCACACCGUUGGGAGAACCAACCCGACAAGGAGGAAGAAGGAGAGAUGAUCGACUACGGAUAUGGCAGCGUGUCCAAGGGCACUGCUAGUCCCUAUCUACCUUUUGGCGCUGGCCGCCACCGCUGCAUUGGAGAGAAGUUCGCCUACGUUAAUCUGGGCGUCAUUAUCGCGACCAUCGUGCGUCACCUGAAGCUAUUCAAUGUGGAUGGCAGGAAAGGAGUGCCUGGAACCGAUUACUCGACUCUCUUCUCGGGUCCCAUGAAGCCUGCUAUUGUAGGCUGGGAGAGACGCUUCCCAGACAACUCCAAGGGGUCCUUGAACUAA